Symbiodinium necroappetens is the source of this 450-nucleotide messenger RNA. The record is from the annotation of a GenBank genome assembly. NCBI's taxonomy places the organism in Eukaryota, Dinophyceae, Suessiales, Symbiodiniaceae.
GCUUGCGGCGUGCUGCUGGGUGCUCCCACCGCCGAGGUCGACAGCAGAAUUCGCAUCCUGCUAUCGCAAGUCCGAUCUUUGAAGAAGCACGAGGACUAUGUGAGAGCGAUGCGAAGAGCCACGGAAAAGGAGAAGCAGAGGAUCGAUAUGGUGUUGGGUUACGUGCUCUACCACAACGAUGCCUCCAAGGAUGGUGGAGAGGAUCCAGCAGCUGACAGGAAGGCCGCCCCGUCGUCUGGUCUCGAGAUCCCGGCAAGUGCAGCUUCAGGGACGGUUGAAGCUCCCCUGGUGAUGGGGAGAGCUCUUCAAGUGGGGUCGGCAAGCAGCAGCUCCAGCGAAGAGGCUGCUGCUUCGAGCUCCAGGAAGCAGGUCGUCCGGAAGCCACAGGCCUCCAGCUCCAGGAAGCAGGUCGUCCCGAAGCCCAAGGCUGAGGCAGAGGAUGAUUCUUAA